ACACUGUCUGUCGCCCUGGCAACGGGACGCCCAAACUCGCGCAGGGAGCCGUGGCGGUUUGUUGGCGGCCCGGGGGAGCAGUGUCAUGUCGAAACAAAAGAAUCAAAGUUACAAGGGCCAUGGAAAAGAAAAAGGAAAAGAGCGAGAGCAGAGAGCACUGAUCCGGUUCAAGACCACGCUCAUGAACACUCUCAUGGAUGUCCUACGCCGCAGGCCGGGUUGGGUGGAAGUCAAAGAUGAAGGCGAGUGGGAUUUCUACUGGUGCGACGUCAGCUGGCUUCGGGAGAACUUCGACCACACUUACAUGGACGAGCACGUGCGCAUCAGCCACUUCCGGAACCACUACGAGCUGACCCGCAAGAACUACAUGGUGAAGAACCUCAAGCGAUUCCGGAAGCAGCUGGAGCGCGAGGCGGGAAAGGCGGAAGCAGCCAAGUGCGACUUCUUCCCCAAGACCUUCGAGAUGCCCUGCGAAUACCACCUGUUUGUGGAGGAGUUUCGCAAGAACCCGGGAAUUACCUGGAUCAUGAAGCCCGUGGCACGCUCUCAGGGGAAGGGCAUCUUCCUCUUCAGGAAGCUGAAGGACAUCAUGGACUGGAGAAAGGGCACUGCCAGCAAGAAGCUGCCCAGCCUGGAGGCCCAGCCUGCUCGUGCCAAUACCAACCUUUCAAGUAGUCACGACACGAGGUGUUCUGAUGAUCAGAAAGAUGAGCUGCCCGUGGAGAACUACGUGGCUCAGCGGUACAUCGAAAAUCCCUACCUGAUAGGCGGCCGCAAGUUUGACCUGCGUGUCUACGUCCUGGUCAUGUCGUACAUCCCGCUGCGGGCCUGGCUGUACCGUGAUGGCUUCGCUCGGUUCUCCAACACGCGCUUCACGCUGACCAGCAUCGACGACCAUUAUGUUCACCUCACCAAUGUUGCUGUGCAAAAGACGUCUCCUGACUACCACCCAAAGAAGGGCUGCAAGUGGAUGCUUCAGCGCUUCCGGCAGUACCUGGCAUCAAAGCACGGCCCCGAGGCAGUGGAGAGGCUCUUCAGGGACAUAGACAACAUCUUCAUCAAGAGCCUGCAGAGCGUGCAGAAGGUGAUCAUCAGUGACAAGCACUGUUUUGAGCUAUACGGCUACGACAUUCUCAUUGACCAGGACCUCAAGCCGUGGCUCCUAGAAGUGAAUGCAUCUCCAUCCCUGACAGCCAGCAGCCAGGAGGACUAUGAGCUCAAGACUUGCCUGCUGGAGGACACCCUGCAUGUAGUGGAUAUGGAAGCCAGGCUCACAGGAAGAGAAAAGCGGGUUGGGGGCUUCGACCUCAUGUGGAAUGACGGCCCUGUCAGCAGAGAGGAGGGGCCUCCUGAUCUAUCAGGGAAUUCUGUGACCAACACACACCUUGGCUGCAUCAAUGAUCGGAAGAAACAGCUAAGACAGUUGUUCCGCUCUCUUCAAAUGCAGAAGAAAAUUUCCAGCUGACCCUAUCCGGAGAAAAGAGGCCCUGGCAGGUGUGACCCUGGCCUCUCCCCACAGUGUACCCCAUGGCACUCACCUCCCUCCCUCUUCCACACCCAGUUUUACUGGAUAAGCAACUUCUGCUUGCUACUUGGACCACCCUCUUAGAUUCCCCAACCCACCGUCAUUGUACCAGGAGACAGUCAACCUCGGCUUGGCUUGGUGACUGGGCCUAGAGACCACCUCUAAUAAAGCACAGAUCCCCCCUACA
This is a messenger RNA of Jaculus jaculus (lesser Egyptian jerboa), 1712 nucleotides long. It is a transcript of the gene Ttll9, whose product is annotated as tubulin tyrosine ligase like 9. The coding region runs from base 86 to 1465 and encodes 459 amino acids. NCBI's taxonomy places the organism in Eukaryota, Metazoa, Chordata, Mammalia, Rodentia, Dipodidae. The transcript has 15 exons. The record is from RefSeq and is a predicted model, not a curated record. Gene Ontology annotation, biological process: microtubule cytoskeleton organization; protein polyglutamylation. Gene Ontology annotation, cellular component: cilium. Gene Ontology annotation, molecular function: ATP binding; tubulin-glutamic acid ligase activity; tubulin binding.